AAGCAACCCACACAUAUACCCAAUUCAGCAACCCUAUGUAUACAUAUCCAUCAUUCGUUCAAUAACAACACCCUCUUCCAUCAUUCACUUGCAAAAAAAGCACAACACAUAUAUACCCAGUACUACUUCACACGAAAAGAACACAUUUCACAUAUACAUUUUACUCUUUUCCCUCUCGUAUUAGCCUACACUUCCUUUUUUACUCCUUUACCACAGCAGUUUGGCAUAUUUUCUCUCUUUUGUUCUUUCUCCAUCUCUCUCUGUAUUACGUAUAUCAUGUUCACUACUACCCCUCAAACGCUGUUUUCUCUAUAUUUGAUUCCGUCGACAAACAGCCACAACAACUAUACAACUCACACCUGCUUAUUGUAUACAGCCAUGAACUCUUUAUAUCUCUUCUCUUUCUUAUUCAUUUGACAAAGCCUACUACUAUUUUUGUUUCUAUCUGUACAUAUAAUCUGACGAUGAUGACGACGAUUAUUAUUAUUUCCACAUAUUUCUCUCCACAUAUCAACAAUAGCUUCUUCACUUUCUUUUUCUCUCUUCUAUAUUUUUUUCUCCCCGCCGUUGCAACAUUUAUGCAUAACAACAAACCACACUUUUUCUCUUCCCUUUUCCACUCGAAAAAUGUUAGCUCUGCUCACUCGUUGACGAGAAAAACAUAUACUGUCAAUAUAAAAAAAAAGCAAAUACUCGUAUAAAAUUACUCGUGUGUUGGGUUUUUGCAUUAAAAAGGUGCAAUUGGCGCGGACAAAGGUGUGCCCGGGGUCGGAGACAGGUUUCGGCACCUCUGCCCGAACACAAAAAAGAAUCAAAGGUACGCUUUACCCACUAUCCGUCACGCUCUGUGCAACCUGAGAAUAUGAUAAAUAAUAACUAGACACAAAGUCGUCCCACUUUUCUAGUAUUCAUAUUA
Molecule: messenger RNA, 916 nt
Organism: Zychaea mexicana
Lineage: Eukaryota; Fungi; Mucoromycota; Mucoromycetes; Mucorales; Lichtheimiaceae
Exons: 1
Coding region: 465-701 (78 amino acids)
Source: RefSeq, a predicted model, not a curated record